AUGGUCACCAUGAUAAAGAACGACCUCAACGCAGUAGCAGCACUGAUAUCAGCUCGGUCGCCCAUAGAGGAGGAAAAAGAAGGGAGGAAGGAGAGCGGGCGCUUCGCCGCCGUUUACCUCAGCCGGUGGGUGAAGCGCUGGCGACGAGCACCGCCGCCCGCCACAGGGCCCCGCUCACCACUUCCGGGGGGAAGAAUCGUGAAGUCUCGCUACCUGCAGUACGAUAAGAAAGACGCCAAGAAGGAUACUUCAGCAAAUUCCUUUUCAACAUCUGCUGGUAACCCAUCUUCUGCAACUAAACCAAGAUCGCUUCCUCAGCAAUGUAAAACUUCUGCUGGUGUUGUCUCUAGCUCAUUAAAUCAGAGUAGUUUUGAGAAAGGUGACUUGCAGUCCACUUUAUUAGAUGAAGAUAAAGCCAGUCCACCGGACCUUGAUCUUUCAGCUAUUAAUGAUAAAACUGUCCACAAAAAGACUCCUGCUUCAAACUCUGCUUGCAAAGGAAAUACAGGGACACAUCAAAAACCCGAAGAAACAGGAAAUGAUGCUGAUGAUCUGAUGAAAGAGAUGGAAUCUCAGACACUGCUUUUAACUUACCUAAGAGUAAAGGCAGGAAAAAAUCUUGCUGAGCUAGAGAAAAAAGCAGAAAAAAACUUGUUAAUGUUGUGUGAGGAAAAGGAGAGACAACAGGAGAAGCUCUGUGAGUUGAAGCGUGAAAUUCUACUCAGAGAGAGAGAGCAGAAACUUGAUGAUGCGUUAGACAAACAGAUGGAAGUACUUUCUUCCCUUGUUCCUGUUUGUGAGCAGUUUAAAGAGCAAUAUAAAAGCUUUGCAGAUUCCCUGGAUGCCACUAGACAUGAAUUACCCAUGAAGAAUAUUCACAUAGAAGGAGAUAUGCUAACAUACCUUGAUGAACUGCGAAAGCAGUUAACUAUCACACAGGAACUUCUGGCAGAAGUUAUGCCAAGCCACUCAGAAGAAAGUGCAAAAGCAUUUAGCGGACUGAAAGAGCUUAAAGAAGUGUCUCAGAAACUGGAUAAAGAGCUUCAAAGGAGCUUCACACAAGUGCAGAACCUGUCGUUUGAAGUUAGUAAAGAAGUUUCUCUGCAUAACCAGAGAAUAUGUGAAGAGAAUCAUGGACUAGAUGUUGUGAAACACUGGUACUUCAACUAA
Molecule: messenger RNA, 1170 nt
Organism: Nipponia nippon (crested ibis)
Lineage: Eukaryota; Metazoa; Chordata; Aves; Pelecaniformes; Threskiornithidae
Source: RefSeq, a predicted model, not a curated record